Messenger RNA from Symbiodinium sp. CCMP2592, 2463 nucleotides. The record is from the annotation of a GenBank genome assembly. NCBI's taxonomy places the organism in Eukaryota, Dinophyceae, Suessiales, Symbiodiniaceae.
AUGGAACUGAAGGGCUCCCCACCUGCCGGUGGUGUAGCAAGCAAUUUAGCUCCUGGCAGCAACUGCAGCGGCACAUUCACGACAAUGUGUGUCAACACAAGUCGUGUCAGGUGCCAGCAGACGUUGAUACUGCAGCUGGCCCAGACAACUCGUCCCAAGCCGAAACUGGUGACAAUCCUCAGUCGCUGCCUCCGGCGCUUGCUGUCCAACCACAGAGAGUCAGCUCUGAGUGCCCUGACCUGCCACACAUGUCCAAGGCAAGCGAUGAUACGCACCGCCUGGCAUCUAGCUCAGCGGCGCUACCUGGUACCGCUACCUCUGUCGGCACUGCCCGACGCCGGCAUCACGGAACCUACUGCGCCACCCCGACAGCCUGCCGCCCGCGAACCGCAGGUUAUGCGCACGCUUGAACAGCAUGAGCCCUGGGAUGCUAUGCAACAGUGCCCACAUCUGCAGGAAGAGCUUCUGCACCAUUGUUGCUUAUGCAGACAGUGGACGCCGGCCCGAGGAGGUACUAAGAUCCACCUGCGCGGCUCGCACGCGAAGGAAUGGGAGCAGGCAGGGAAAGCCGCCGAGCACAAUUGUCUGAAUUACGCCAGUUUUGUUACCAGCAGCACUGGAUGUCCCUUUUGCCUGGCGCCCAAGUUUGCGGAUAAGAGAGCUGCUCGUGCACAUGCACAAAACUGUCAGGUCUUGUUUCAGCUCGUGUUCCUGCGCAUCCUUCGCCAGCCGAGCCCUGGAGCCCCGGCCCGGGAACAGCAACAUCUCGUGCUACAGAAUGGCGAUAAAGUGCCUGUUGCCAUUGCUGUGCCCGUGCAAUCGAGACCCACACCUGAACAGAGCGAAUUUCUCCUGAGGCAUUGCUGGGGAAGCAACCCGCUAAAGCGGCCCAAGCCGGACCCGGAGAUCGAGCCUCGAGGCAAGGGUCGUGGCACUGGCAAGGGCAAGGGGAAAACCAAGAGCCCCACCAAGCAAGGCACCCAGCCUAGGGGCGUUCCGUGGGGCAAGGGCAAGUGGCCACAGUGGACAGCAUCCACUUGGGACACUCCUUCGUGGCCCAGUGCGCAGGGCCUGAAUGUCGAGGCCGCGAUCUAUGCCAUGGCAAAGCUGUGCCUGAGACAGGAGACGGAACUCAGCGAGCUUCGGCAGGAGAAGUCCUUCAUGCUCCACGUCAGCGCUGGGCCCCACGGCAUCCUCAAGCCACUGAUCCAGGCCUCGCUGAAAUGGAACGAGCUCCGAGAUCAGAUGAAGGUCGACUGCAGCCUGAAGUCCGAGCUCUUCAGCCUGAUGAUCAAAGAAACCGCGGCACGGAUGAUGAAGUUCGAGCAGACGCCGGAAAGCAUUGCGGGGGCGGAGAAGGCCAAGUGGGUGACCAACCAGCCGCUGACCUGGCUCUACCAGAAAUGGGAUCCGGAAGCACAUCUCCUUGUCCUCGACAAGAGCCGAAAGGGUAUGCAGCAUCAGGAUGUCAAGACUCUGCUGGACACAAUGAUUGCAGCCUUGAAGGAGGACCCCGAGGCUCUGAACCAGUUCACGGCCAAGCGGAGACUGACGGAGAGCAUGAGCGGCGCCUCUGUGGCGUUCAAGGUGACGGUGGGCCUUCGGAGUCCACAGUGCCAGAUCCUGUACGAUGCCCUUGCGAAGCUGGCUGGGCUAGCAGUCUUACAGCUCAUAGCCGCCAACAUGCACAAGGAGAGGCAGAAGCACGGCCGCGAAGCAGAGGAGGAGGGCAUGCCACAUGGAAUGCUGGGGGCGCUUGGGACUAGACUGCAGGCCCUGCUUACCACUACUCGGCCUGUUGUGCUUCGAGAUCUGCCCAUUAUUCAGGACAUGAUGCGAUGGUGGGCGCACCCCCUUAGGCAGCAUGACAUUGCAGAGUUCUUCUCACAUUUUGUGUCAUUCUGCUGUAUGCCCUUCGGCCAGGCGUGCUGGGAGGCAAGGGAUAUCAGGGGCCCAGCGCUUCAUGUGCUGGAUGAAGGCACGCUCCAAACACCGAUCCCCCUCCACAUUCCUGCAUCUCGUGCAGAGGAACAGCUGAGCACUUUUCAGGAUUGUGUUGAACAAUUCUUUCGGGGUCAACGAUGUGGUUGUGCGCUCGCCUCAGCAGCGCCACUUCUCUGCUUUCAGCUGAAACGAUAUGUGUUCAAUGAACGCACUGGUGCGGUGCGCAAACUCGCAAUGCCAAUCAGAUUCGAUGAGCCGUCACUGCAGGUGCCCAUCUGGGAGGAUGAGAGCACGUUACGGAUCAAAUAUGUGCGAUACCAAGUCAAUGCAAUAGCUUUUCAUGAAGGCCGCACACCAUAUGCCGGUCACUAUCGCACAUGCCUCCUCCAUCAGGGGUGUCUUUUUGUCACUGAUGACAACACGGAGGCGCGAAGGACAGACCCUCAGAUACUCCAAGUGGUUCAGUCCAACUCGUACCUAUUCUUGUGCACUCUCCAGUCUGCGUCCGCAGUCAGGUAA